AUGGAGGCAAGACAGCUGAAAAGAGAUGUUGAGGCCCUUAUUGGUGAUUACAUUGGGCAGAAACUCAGAGAAAAUUCUUUUGAUCCAAAGGGCAAGGGGACCAACACAAUGCUCGACGACCUGGCUCACUAUGACCUUGCCAUUAGUGUUGCCCUUUGGUGGUUGGAUAAAGAAGAGGGACGGGAUGUGCUCGACAGGGACAUCAUAGCAACAGGCAGCUCAGGAAGUUCCCUGUACCCUAAUCGCUUAGAACGAGAGGCUAUGAUCCUGUCAUCCUUUGCCGGGGUAAUUAUGAAUAGCCUGCCAGUGGAGGAAAUCCUGGCUCUGUACAGGUGUAAACCAGCUGCUUCAUACCCCAACCACCAAUCCAAGAGCACAAUCGUCUACCCCUUCACUCUGUCCUACCAUCCAUUUGCCAUGCUCGGCUCUUACAAAGCUGUGCACCACUCCAAGAAGCACAGUCUAAAGUUGAAAAGAUGGCUGUCUGAGAGGAUGAAGGCUAGUGCCCCUCCUGCAAAAGUUUCAGUGCAGUCAUCAUCAUCUUCCUCCUCGUCUCACUCCUUCCUCAGUGACAGCAAUGAUUCCCACGAGGAAAGAGCUGAGCACUAUGAGGGUUCACAAGAGUCUCUGCAGGACUGAAGUCACCCUCCAGCAGCACCUCUUGGUUUUGUCCACAUGAUGGACUUCAUAUGUAUUUCUUCUACUUCUUGUACUUCUAUUGUCUUUACUUUUGGAUGUUCACUUUAUAUUCUCACAAUGACAAUCUUUAAACUUCAAUCUUUAGUACUUCACUUCACUACUGAAAAGUUCAGCAUAAGCAGGAGGUUGCUAAAGACAAUUCUCUAUUUACAAGCGUGGUAAUUACAUUUAAACAAUGGUGGUUGUGGCUGACAGGCUGUUUGUAUAGUGCGUUUUAGCUAAUACAUGACCCGUUUAGAGUUAUCAGUAAAAGACGGUCGACAUAUUUGACCUGAAACUGGAUAAU
This is a messenger RNA of Micropterus salmoides (largemouth bass), 985 nucleotides long. RefSeq lists its product as uncharacterized. The record is from RefSeq and is a predicted model, not a curated record. Lineage: Eukaryota; Metazoa; Chordata; Actinopteri; Centrarchiformes; Centrarchidae. The coding region runs from base 1 to 639 and encodes 212 amino acids. The transcript is spliced from 8 exons.